UGUUAUUGUCCACUUUGUAGGGGGGGCAGGAACCCUAACCAGCAGGUAGUUGCGUUGGCGUUCUCGCUCUUUUUGAAACUCUCCCCAUUAAAAAUACGCUUGAAUGUCUCGGUUUUAGGAAGUUUUAUAUUUCAAAUCGUACAUAGCUAGCGUACACACCGUUCCGAAGUAAUGGAUUCGCGGGUAUCAGAGCUUUUUGGGUCAGGUUCCGGGCAGAAGUCUGGUUGCCAAGGAGUUGGAUCUAACGUUAGUUCGGGGAAUGGCUUCGUAAUGGGUUCUAAAAAGUAUUCUUUGAAGAAUGCGAAAAAAGGAAAGAGUCGGUCAUCCCGAAACUCCAAACCAAGCAAUAACCCCCCAUAUCUUCCCCCGGCUAAUCUACCCCCAGAGGCUGAAGAGGGGAAUAUAGAGUACAAGCUGAAGCUGAUCGACCCCACGCAAUACCGCUUUGAACACCUGGCCACACAGAUGAAAUGGCGUCUACAGGAGGGGCGGGGUGAGGCUGUCUAUCAGAUUGGUGUUGAUGACAAUGGCAUGCUGGUGGGCCUAUCAGAGGAAGACCUGAGGUCAUCGCUAAAGACCCUAGGCAGGAUGGCAGAGAAGGUUGGAGCUGACAUCACCAUUCUCAGAGAGAGAGAGGUGGACCACGAUGCUGACAUCCCCCGUAAGAUCGCUGAGGUUCUCAUAAGGAAGGUGCCAGACGACCAGCAGUUCCUGGACCUGCGGGUGGCUGUGCUGGGUAAUGUGGACUCAGGAAAGUCCACCCUGCUAGGCGUGCUGACACAGGGUGAGCUGGAUAAUGGGCGAGGCCGGGCAAGACUCAACCUCUUCAGACACCUCCAUGAGAUCCAGACCGGACGCACCUCCAGCAUCAGCUUUGAGAUUCUCGGCUUCAACAGCAAAGGAGAGGUGGUGAACUACAGUGAGUCGCGGACGGCAGAGGAGAUAUGUGAGAGUGCCUCUAAGAUGAUCACGUUCAUUGACUUGGCCGGCCACCACAAGUACCUGAAGACAACCAUCUUUGGCCUGACCAGCUACUGCCCAGACUUUGCCAUGCUGGUGGUCAGUGCAAACACGGGCAUCGCUGGUACAACGCGGGAGCACCUGGGUCUGGCCAUGGCUCUGAAGGUGCCCAUCUUCAUUGUGGUCAGUAAGGUGGACCUGUGUAAGCGCGACACGGUGGAGCGCACGGUCCGGCAGCUGGAGCGCAUCCUCAAACAGCCCGGCUGCAACAAGGUGCCUCUGGUGGUGUCCACUGCUGACGAUGCGGUCACAGCCGCACAGCAGUUCGCUCAGUCACCCAGCAUCACUCCCAUCUUCACCGUGUCCAGCGUGUCUGGGGAAAGUCUGGAUCUGCUCAAGGUCUUCUUCAACAUCAUCCCCCCACUCAGCAACAGCAAGGAGCAGGAGGAGCUCAUGCAACAGCUCACUGAGUUUCAGGUGGAUGAGAUCUACACAGUGCCUGAUGUGGGGACAGUGGUGGGAGGAACUCUAUACAGUGGUAUCUGUCAUGAGGGGGAGCAGCUGGUUGUGGGUCCUACAGACUCAGGUCAGUUCCUCAAGUUGACAGUGUGCAGCAUCCAAAGGAACCGCUCGGCAUGCAGGGUACUGAGGGCCGGCCAGGCCGCCACGCUCGCACUGGACACUUUCGACCGUUCACUGUUACGCAAGGGUAUGGUGAUGGUGAGUCCAGAGAUGAACCCCACUAUCUGUUGGCUGUUUGAGGCUGAGAUCGUGUUGCUGUUCCACGCCAAGACCUUCCACAAGGGCUUCCAGGUCACUGUGCACGUGGGCAACAUCAGACAGACUGCUACUGUGAAGGCUGUGCACGGCAAGGAGGAGCUGAGGACAGGCGAGAAGGCGGUGGUAUGUUUUAAGUUCAUUAAGCACCCAGAGUACCUGAAGGUGGGGGCCAAGCUGCUGUUCAGAGAGGGAGCCACCAAAGGCAUCGGCCAGGUCACCAAGCUACAACCUGUCUCCCAGUCACAGCCCUCACAUAGUGAGGAGGAGGACGAGGCCUAGAACCCAGAACCGCCCAGUGGAACAGGAGAACCACAGCCGUCCCAGCUAGAUCCCAGGAUCUAGAACAUCGGAGAAGGUUCCUUCUCUUUCUCCUGUAAUCUUCAGCCUUCCUGCUUCUUCCAAAGCCCCUCUCCUGUCAUCUCAGCAAAGAACCGACUUUUCCCUCACAACUUUAGUCUUUUACUUUGUUUUUCCAAAGCCGUUGUUGUCACUAAACCUUAUCUCAAGCUUUUUCAAGAACUGCUUUUCCGAUUGUUUCCUUUUGCUUUUCUAGAUACUGAAGGGAAGUUUAUUUUGUCUCCUGUGUCACCUGUUCACCUAGCAACAGUCACCACGGUGAGGUUGAGGUGUAAGGAAGACCUGGUUACAAAAGGCAUAGAGAUCUAUCCAAUAGUAACUAUGGAAAUAUGAGUGUAAAGCAGCAGUCACCAUAAACACAUAGUUGAUUCACACCUCUGGGUGAAGUGCAUGCACACACUCGUCUCUCACUCAAACAUACAUACACACACUGAAACACAAGAACACAGGUGCGUCCACACACACUGAGACGCCUGUAUUUAUCACCUGAAAAGGCACUGAGUUCUGUUAACGCGUCUGGCAUGUUUACAAACCAAAAAUACAGACAGAGGACUGAUGGCAGAUUGAUGUGAGUUUACUUCUAUUGCAGCUACAGUACUAGGAUGUCAGAGGUUAGAAUUGUGAUAUCUCCUCUGUCAACUUCAUAAUCCCACAUCUUGUUUUUAUGACCUGCACAGUGCCUGACUGAAAGUGACAAAAGUCCUCUUAUACCAUGUUUGAAUAUGUCGUUCACAAUGGCACUUUAUGAUGAUGAGGCAUUUCCUGUUAGCUUGUGAUGUAUGGGUAAAACUUGACCUUGUGAUAAACUGGCCAGGAUGGCCAAUGAUCUCACUGACAUUCAUCCCCAGUAACGUUCUCCUUCCUCUGGCAUAGUUUGAGAAUUAUGUUUGUAACUCUCAGCAAUGCCUCUCGAUAGUCCAACUAACCAAUUAAUGGUGUUGCUACCUACUUUUCAAGUGCUUUAGUUACUCAGGUCAGUAUAGUUCGUACAGUAUAGACAGCAUUCCACUCUCUCCCAGAACUACUCCAAUGAUAAAUAGAGAAGGUUUUAUUGAUCACUUUGAGUAUCUUUGAGGAAUAAUCAGCCAUUUCUCCCAUAGAGAUUGUGACUGCUUUGUGUGUUUUUGAUUAUGCUUAUUGUUUAAAAGCUGCCACUUUGUACUGCUAUGUUGAAACUGCCCUGUUCGGCAAUCGUGUCUGAGGUUGUCUUUUUCCUGUCGUCUUCUCCCUUAUGUUACUGUUGUCUCUGAUUAUGAAGGGGUAAAACACAGUGCCUAGUGGAACUACUUUUGGAGUACCCUUCCAUGACACCCCAAGGUUUUACAACUUUUUAGGUAAAUCAACUUGAUUUGGUGCUAUUCCUUGAAACAACUUUUGAUAUCUAGAAGAUGAAUAGGGAAAGGUGUGUUUGUUGCUGAAUUUGUUUGUUCAAGGCUGCUGUUGACCUUAUAAACUGUCAAGUUAUUGCAUGUUAGAAAGAAUGAUGCAGAGAAAUCACUCGCUCAUUUAUGCCACAUUCACGUUCUAGUCGGAACUCUGAAAUGUCCUACUUGCUAACUGGUUGAACGCGGUACAUGUAACUACAACCAGUUAGCAAGUUGGAAAUGUCAGUUUCCUAUUUCCAACUAGCACGUAAAUGCGGCAUUAAAACUAUUAAGAGGGGCAACUAAAAUGUGCCCUUUUUGUUGCACAUAUGUUAUGUGUGGUUCGUGUGCACUCAUAGAGGGAAAAAAUAACAAUGUAUUUGAACCAAAAUAUGAAAAAAGAGCUCAUCAGAUGUUGUAAAUUGAUUUUUGUAUCUGAGGAAUGUUUCUGUUUUUAUAGAUUUGUAGUGGUUUCUAAUUUCAAUCAAUUAUAUAUCACCUGUUGUUCAGACUGUUUUAAUCCAGCACCAACACCAUCAAGUGUCACGUUUUCUCUGCCGCGGAUGCAACGAUUGUUUUAGUUUAAAAUAAAUAAAUGUAAAUGCUAUUUGAAAUGUUUGGGGGGUGAAGUACCACAUAUUUAUGUACAGAUCCCGUUUGUAUAUUAUGGUACACAUAAAUAAAAAGUUGUAGUCAA
Messenger RNA from Coregonus clupeaformis (lake whitefish), 4158 nucleotides. RefSeq names its product GTP-binding protein 2. The record is from RefSeq and is a predicted model, not a curated record. NCBI's taxonomy places the organism in Eukaryota, Metazoa, Chordata, Actinopteri, Salmoniformes, Salmonidae. The transcript is spliced from 12 exons. Bases 172 to 2019 code for a protein of 615 amino acids. Gene Ontology annotation, biological process: translational elongation. Gene Ontology annotation, molecular function: translation elongation factor activity; GTP binding; GTPase activity.